AUGGUUCUCACCGAAUAUACUUACGUGUUCGCCAUUGGCACAUUCUUCGCCCUGCUAGAUGCAUACAACAACGGUGCUAACGAUGUUGCAAACUCUUGGGCUACCUCUGUCUCAUCAAGGUCUGUCUCAUACCGGCAGGCAAUGAUCUUAGGCACGAUCUUCGAGAUGCUCGGUGCUAUCACCGUCGGAGCCCGUACCGCAGAGACGAUCAAGAACGGAAUCAUUCCCAGUGCUGCAUUCAAGGGCGAUGCUGGUGUUCAAAUGCUCGCCUUCACAUGCGCUCUUGCUGCCGCCUCUUCUUGGGUCAUGUGGUGUACCAGACAUUCAGCUCACGUUUCCUCUACUUACUCGCUGGUCUCCGCGGUUGCCGGUGUUGGUGUUGCUACUGUCGGUGCAUCUCAGGUCCAAUGGGGCUGGAACGACGGUAAAGGUCUCGGUGCCAUCUUCGCUGGACUCGGGAUGGCCCCUGCCAUCGCUGCUUGCUUUGGUGCAGUCAUUUUCAUGCUCAUCAAGCUUACCGUCCUUGUCCGCAAGAAUCCCGUCCCCUGGGCCGUUUACAGCUCGCCCUUCUUCUUCCUGAUUGCUGGUACCAUCUGUACUUUAUCGAUUGUCUACAAGGGCUCUCCCAAUCUCGGUCUGAAGAACAAGCCAACUUGGUACAUCGUUUCCGUCACCAUGGGUUGCGGCUGGGGACUCGCUCUUUUGGCUGCACUCUUCUUCGUCCCCUACGUUCGUGCUAGAGUUCUGAAGAAGGAUGCUUCGGUCAAGGGAUGGAUGUUCAUCUACGGUCCCGCCCUCCUGAACCGCCAAAUCGAAAAUGAUGCUGCAGUGGCUCACGUCCCUGAUUAUGCUGUCGUCCAAGAUGAAGAGGAGGCCGACGAGAAAUCAUCCGUAUACUCGCGCUCCGACAACGACAUGGUCAAAGACCCUGAGGCUACCGAGAAGGCAAUCUCUACCCCCAACAGCCCUCAACUUGUGGGAGCCUCUACUGAGCUUACAUACCAAGAGCUGCAAGCCCGUAGCGACUACCGACUGAAGCAGAGAUUGAUGAAGAUGCGUGGUCCAAUGGGUUGGGCUAUGCGUACCCUCGAGAACAACCCCAAGGGUGCCGGUCAAAUCUACGAAAUUUCGAACAUGAAGAUCUUCUUCAAGCGACUUCCUGCCAUGAUCACUGUCGGUCUCCUCUAUGGCUUCCAUUACGAUAUCCAUGCUGCUCAAUCAGGCAUCACCGGCACACCUGAGGGCUUGAGAAUGCAGCGUGUCUACGCAGCAGCUGAGAAGUACCCUAACGAGGUUGAACAUACAUACUCUUUCGUUCAGGUCCUUACUGCUUGCUGCGCCUCGUUUGCGCACGGUGCCAACGAUAUCGGUAACUCUGUCGGUCCCUGGGCUGUAAUUUACGGUGCCUGGUCCACUGGUAAUGCUGCUAAGUCGAAGGCUACUGUCCCUGUUUGGCAACUCGCUGUCCUAUCUGCCUGCAUCUCCCUCGGUCUGAUUACUUAUGGCUACAACAUCAUGAAGGUUAUGGGUAACAAGAUCACCUACCACUCGCCUUCCAGAGGUUGUUCGAUGGAGAUGGGUGCUGCGAUUACUGUCCUCAUCUUUUCACAAUACUCCCUGCCAGUCUCGACAUCCAUGUGCAUCACUGGUGCCACUGUCGGCGUCGGUCUCUGCAAUGGUACCUUCAAGGCUGUCAACUUCCAGCGCGUCGGUCUACUUCUUUUGAGCUGGAUCAUGACUAUCCCUGUUGCCGGUACCCUUGGUGGUGUGUUGAUGGGUCUGUUCCUCAAUGCUCCUCAUUUCGGCAGCUAG
Aureobasidium subglaciale EXF-2481 is the source of this 1812-nucleotide messenger RNA. RefSeq lists its product as uncharacterized. NCBI's taxonomy places the organism in Eukaryota, Fungi, Ascomycota, Dothideomycetes, Dothideales, Saccotheciaceae. The record is from RefSeq and is a predicted model, not a curated record. Gene Ontology annotation, cellular component: membrane. The transcript is spliced from 2 exons. Gene Ontology annotation, biological process: phosphate ion transmembrane transport. Bases 1 to 1812 code for a protein of 603 amino acids.